Molecule: messenger RNA, 1164 nt
Organism: Caretta caretta (loggerhead turtle)
Lineage: Eukaryota; Metazoa; Chordata; Testudines; Cheloniidae
Gene: SRR
Product: serine racemase
Biological process (GO): D-serine biosynthetic process
Molecular function (GO): threonine racemase activity; magnesium ion binding; L-serine ammonia-lyase activity
Source: RefSeq, a predicted model, not a curated record
CGGCUCCCGCGGCCCCCGCGCCGCCCGGACACGCCCCCUCCGCUCACGUGCCGCGGCACGGAGCCAGCCCGACGGGGGCUCGGAGGGCCCAGGCCAGCUUACGGACCAUGUCCUCUCCGUACUGCAUCUCACUGGGGGAUGUUGAAGCUGCACAGACAAGUCUCCAUGGCCUUAUCCACCUCACCCCUAUCCUAACCAGUUCCAGCCUAGACGAGUUAGCUGGCCACAGACUCUUUUUCAAGUGUGAGCUCUUCCAGAAGACUGGCUCCUUUAAGAUCCGUGGUGCACUGAAUGCCGUCAGAAGUCUGGUUCGUGCAGCCCAGGGUGACAGAGAGCAGCCCAAGGCUGUUGUACACAGUAGUGGGAACCAUGGCCAAGCUCUUGCCUUUGCAGCUAAAGUGGAAGGGGUUCCUGCCUAUGCCGUGGUGCCUUGCACAGCGCCACUCUGUAAGAAAGCUGCCAUCUGCUCCUAUGGAGCCAGGCUGAUACUAUGUGAGCCCACUGAUGAGUCGCGAGUGGAGGUGGCAGCUCAGACAGUUCAGGAGAAGGAAGGUGCUGUGAUUGCAGGCCAAGGCACUAUAGCACUGGAGGUGCUGCAGCAGGUACCCCAGAUAACUGCACUGGUGGUUCCCGUUGGAGGAGGAGGGAUGGUUGCUGGAAUAGCAGUGGCUGUCAAGGCUUUGAGACCAGACAUAAGAGUGUAUGCUGCUGAACCCUGCAAUGCAGAUGACUGCUAUAGAUCAAAGGUGACAGGGGAACUCACCCCCAACCUCCACCCCCCAGACACCAUAGCAGAUGGUGUUAAAACUAGCAUUGGACCGAACACCUGGCCUAUCAUUAAGGAUUUGGUGGACGAUGUGCUGACAGUCACAGAGGAGGAGAUCCAGCAAGCAAUGCAGCUGGUGUGGGAGAGGAUGAAGUUGCUUAUUGAGCCAACAGCUGGAGUGGGAGUGGCUGCUGUGCUCUCUGAGCAGUUUCGCUCAGUCUCCCAGGAAAUGAAGAAUAUUUACAUUGUGUUGUGUGGAGGAAAUGUAGACCUAGGCUCCCUGGCCUGGCUCAGCCCACCUGGCAAAGAGGCAAAUGGAAACUGAUCAGCCUUUAGAGCCACUUCUCCCAUUAGUGAGAAACUGGGCUGUUUCUUAGAGCCUGGUGCUGUGUUUACAC